CGCGCGCUGGGGGCCGCUUUUCUCCGAAGACUCCCCUGCGAGCGGGAGCGACACAGCCCUCGGCGCCGCGGGGACCGGAGGCCCCGGGGUCCCCCGCGGGUCUCGCGGCUGCCGGGCCCGAGCGCGUGUCUGCGCGCGGCCGGGACGGCCUCCGCCCGGGGAGUCGGCUCCGCGUGGGGCGUUGGUGCGCCGCUGCCCGCGGCGCCGGGGCUGGCGGAGGAGCGCGGGCUCGAGCCCGCGCGUCCUCUGGGCACCAGGAACCCCAGCCUGCGAGCGCGGUGACCCGGCGGGGGCAGAAGCCAGAAGACCAGGCGUAGGGAGUGCGCGGGUUUGAGCCCCUCCCUCCCCCCACCUCCCCUUCGCGCUUCCCUCCUCCGCCGCCGCCCACCUGGCCGCCCCCGGCUGCGGCUGCGGCACCGGGCUCGCUCCCAGGCCUCGCAGUCGCAGCCCGCGGCUGUCUGCGGAGCUUUCCGGGUGUCGCCCUCCCCCUUCCCCCCCGCCGCGCCCUCCCUCCCCGGUGCCCGACGUGCUCGUUCCCUGCCACUUGGGUCCGGGCGCGCCGGUGGGUUUGGCCUGCGCGGCGGCGGCGGCGGCGGCGGCGAGGCGGGGGAGCGAGUGAGCGCGAGGGGCGGGAGCCAGUGUCUGUGUGAGUCACCGGUACCUGGAGUGCGAGCGACGCAGAGCGAGCGGCGCGGAGCCCGAGCCGGAGCCGAGCCCGGGCCAGCGAGCGCGGCCGCCCUCCCACCCGCCCCAACCCCGGCGCCAGGCCCCGCCGCGCACCCACCCGCGCCCCGCCGCCCUUCCCGCGCGCCGCGCGGCCGGCUCGCCAGGGGUCCGGCGCCGACUCCCGACCCCGGCGCCCGGCCGCCCGCAGCCCUCCCGCCUGCCCGGAGGCGGUGCGGGGUUCGCCGGGGGAUGUCACAGCGGCUCCUCGGAGCCCCCAGCCGCUGCCGCACAGCCGCCGCCCCUGGGAACCGCGACGAUGAACCCCCAGUGCGCCCGCUGCGGAAAAGUCGUGUAUCCCACGGAGAAAGUCAACUGCCUGGAUAAGUAUUGGCAUAAAGGAUGUUUCCAUUGUGAGGUCUGUAAGAUGGCUCUCAACAUGAACAACUACAAAGGCUAUGAAAAGAAGCCCUAUUGUAAUGCAUGUGGAGGAUCAGAGUGCAGAGAAGAGAAUAACUCGACUCGAAGUCACACAGCUUAUAUCAGUAGUAUUGAGACAGAAUCUGGCUUGAGAACUUGUGUCCUUCGCCACUGCCCUGUGUACCGCCUCCCGCUAAUUUCCUUUUGUUAAAAAUAGUACCUGCUUCUCUUACCGUGAAGCUGUGACUUGUCCUGGGGCGGAUGAUGUGAGGACUAGAGCCGUACAAACAGACUGAAGGUGUCAUGGAAAAAAAGCUGGCGAGAGAAUGAAGGCCUCCUACCUCAUUUCAUAUAAAAAUAUUUUUUAUUUUUUUGAAAUUUAUUAAAAAAUUUUUUUAGGAAUAUAAUUUAUUGUCACAUUGGCUUCCAUACAGCACCCAGUGCUCGUCCCAACAAGUGCCCUCCUCAAUGUGCAUCACCCAUUUUCCCCACCCCCUCAUCCCCCCUCACUUUGUUCUCUGUAUUUAAGAGUCUCUUAUGGUUUGCCUCCCUCCCUCUCUGUAACUAUUUUUUUCCCCCUUCCCUUCUCCCCCGUGGUCUUCUGUUCAGUUUCUCAAGAUCCACAUAUGAGUGAAAACAUAUGAUAUCUGUCCUUCUCUGAGUGACUUAUUUCACUCAGCAUAAUACCUUCCAGUUCCAUCCACGUUGUUCCAAAGGCCAGAUUUCAUUUUUUCUCUCUGCCAAGUAGUAUUCCCUUGUAUAUAUAAGCCACAUCUUCUUUAUCCAUUCAUCAGUUGAUGUGCAUUUAGGCUCUUUCCAUAAUUUGCCUGUUGUUGAAAGGGCUGCUAUCAUAUAAAAAAUAUUAACUCGAAAUGGAUCAAAGACUUAAAUGUAAGAGCUAAAGUUAUAAGACUGUUAGAAGAAAACAGAUAUAAAUCUUUGUGACCUUGGAUUAGAUGGUAGCAUAAUUGAUGAGACCAAAAGCCCUAAGCAAUAGCCACAACACAAUAAAUCGGACUCUGUCAAAAUUUGUGCUUUUAUUUUUUUUUAAGUUUAUUUAUUUUGGGGGAGCAAGAGAGAGCACAAACAGGGGAGGGGCAGAGACAGAGGGAGAGAGAGGGAAUCCCAAGCAGGUUCUGUAUUGGCAACGCAGAGCCUGACGCGGGGCUCAAACUCAUGAAUCGUGAGAUCAUGACCUGAGCUGAAAUCAAGAGUCAGAUGCUUAACUGACUGAUCCACUCAGGCAUCCCCCCAAUUUGUGUUUUAAAGGGCAUUCUCAAGAAAGCGAGAAGAAAACUCCAAGAAUGUGAGGAAAUAUUUGUAAAUCAUAUAUCUGAAAAAACUGGACAUAAAGAACUGUUAUAAUUCAAUAAUAAAAAGGUUAGCCAAUUAAAAAUGAAAAGACUUGAAUAGACAUUUCUCCAAGGCAGAUAUAUAAUGGCUCAAUAAGCAUAUGAAAAGAGGCUUUGUCUUUAAGGAAAUACACAUCGAAACCACCAUGAAAUGCCACUCUACACCCACUGGCGUGUACAAAGUCAGAAAUGUGGACAAUAGCAAGUGUUGGUGAGGAUGUGGAGAAAUCAGAACACUCAUACAUUCUGGUGGGAAUGAAAAGUGUGCAGCUUCUUUGGAAAACAGUUUGGCAGUUCCUUAUGAAGUUAAACAUAGAAUUACCGUACGACCCAGCAAUUCUGCUGAUGGGCAUAUACCCAAGAGAAUUGAAAACAUAAGACUGCACAAAAAAACUCGUACAUGAAUGUUCGUAGCAACGUUAUUCACAACAGCCAAAAAGUGGAAACAGCCCAUCAAAAAAGUGCAUCCAUUAAAAAGUGGAAAUGUCCACCAACUGAUGAAUUAAUAAACAAAAUGGCGUGUAUCUAUACGAUAGAACAUCAUUUAGUCCGAAAAAGGAAUGAAAUACUAAAACACGACGUAACAUGAGAAACCUUGAAAACAAGCUAAAUGAAAGAAACCAGACACCAAAGGUGACAUACUGUGAUUGCAUUUAUAUGAAAUCUCCAGGACAGGCAAAUCCAUAGAGACAGGUUAGGCUCAGGGAAGAGGGGAGAAUGGAGAGUGACUGCUGAUGACAACAGGGUUUCUUUUUGGGGUGAUGAAGCAUUCUGGAAUUAUAUAGUGGGGAUGGUUGUACAACUUUGAGAUUAUACUAAAAAACCCUGAAUUGCAUACUUUAAAAAGGUGGAUUUUAUGGUAUCAGAAUUCCCUUCCUAUAUAAACAUACAUACUUACUAAAAAAACACAAACGAAAAAGAAAGCUGUAUCUGUUCUUCUGAAAAAGCAGAAAACAAAGUUAAUUGACCAUUCAAAAAAAUGCAACGGCUGGAAAUGUUACCAACUUCAUUUUGAGGACCAGAACUAAGAGAAACUGGGAUCCAGAUCCUCAUCAAAUGAGCUUCCCUUUUUUCUUUUUUGCCCUCUCUUUUUCUUCUCUCCCUCUCUCAAACUCAGCAGUUAGAAGAAAUGAGUAGUUCAGGGGGGAGAAAAAAACGACGGUGCUUCUGUUUCAAUCUUGAGGUCAGCGUUCAGUGUUAUGACCUGUGAAACACUCCAGAGGUUCCAAAUGUAUUACAAAACAACAUUUCGCAAUGUUGACCCUCUCCACACUGCCUUUAUUAAUUUUGUGCUGUGCUGUGCUUUUUUUCUGGCUGGGUUUUUUUUUUUUUAAUUUGGUUUUGCUACUUCUGCUUAUUUAUUUAUUUUGACAGAGAGAAUCCUCAUAGUGAGUAAAGUAUAGUCCCCUGAGACCUUGGAUGCAGCACACUGUCAUGAUCUCUAGUCUGAUAGUGGGCUCUUAGCACACCGUCCAUUUUAAUCCCAGCAUGUCCUUUUUUU
Molecule: messenger RNA, 3936 nt
Organism: Neofelis nebulosa (Clouded leopard)
Lineage: Eukaryota; Metazoa; Chordata; Mammalia; Carnivora; Felidae
Product: LIM zinc-binding domain-containing Nebulette-like
Exons: 3
Coding region: 983-1294 (103 amino acids)
Cellular component (GO): focal adhesion
Molecular function (GO): actin filament binding
Source: RefSeq, a predicted model, not a curated record